Messenger RNA from Triticum turgidum subsp. durum (durum wheat), 1497 nucleotides. NCBI's taxonomy places the organism in Eukaryota, Viridiplantae, Streptophyta, Magnoliopsida, Poales, Poaceae. The record is from the annotation of a GenBank genome assembly.
AUGGCGGCGUCGGCGGCGGCGGUGAUGGAGGAGCUGCGGGGUAGCUUCAGAGAGGGGCGGACGCGGCCGGCCGAGUGGCGGACGGCGCAGCUCAGGGCGCUCGUCAGGAUGAUCGAGGAGAAGGAGGACGACAUCAGCAACGCGCUCCACGCCGACCUCGCCAAGCCGCGCAUGGAGGCCUACCUCCACGAGAUAUCGCUGGCGAAAGGGGCCUGUAUGUUUGCCUUGAAGGGGCUCAAGAAUUGGAUGAAGCCCGACAAGGUACCUUCUGCCAUAACUACAUUCCCAUCCACUGCUCAAAUCGUGCCGGAGCCCCUGGGUGUCGUUCUCGUCAUAUCAGCCUGGAACUAUCCUUUCUUGCUAUCCAUCGAGCCCGUCAUUGGAGCAAUUGCUGCUGGGAAUGCUGUUGUGCUGAAGCCAUCAGAAAUUGCGCCAGCAACAUCGUCAUUGUUCGCGAAGCUGCUACCAGAGUACGUUGAUAGCUCGUGUAUAAAAGUUGUGGAGGGAGGUGUCACUGAAACAGGUGCACUCUUAGAACAAAAAUGGGAUAAGAUCUUCUACACAGGAAAUGGUAAUGUAGCCCGCGUAGUGUUGGCAGCAGCUGCGAAGCAUCUAACCCCUGUUGCUCUGGAGCUCGGUGGAAAAUGCCCUGUUAUUGUUGACUCUAACGUCGAUUUGCAUGUUGCUGCUAAGAGGAUUGCUGUUGGUAAAUGGGGCUGUAACAAUGGCCAGGCAUGCAUUGCUCCCGAUUACAUCAUAACGACAAAAGCGUUCGUUACAGAGCUGGUUGACUCUUUGAAAAGAGUCUUGGAAAGGUUCUACGGGGAGGAUCCGUUGCAAUCGGCGGACCUGUCUCGUAUUGUGAAUAUUAGCCAUUUCGGACGAUUAACGAAGUUGAUAGACGACAAAGAAGUUGCCACCAAGAUUCAGCUCGGUGGCCAGACAGAUCAGGAGCAACUAAAAAUAGCUCCUACGGUGUUGGUAGAUGUUCCUCUUGAUACAGCACUUAUGACAGGGGAAAUAUUUGGCCCAUUGCUUCCAAUUAUAACGGUCGACAAGAUUGAAGAAAGCAUCGCACACAUCAACGCUGGGGCGAAGCCACUCGCAGCCUACCUCUUCACCAAGGACAAGAAACUGCAACAAGAUUUCGUCUCAAACGUCUCGGCAGGAGGCAUGCUCGUCAACGACGUCGCCUUACACCUGACGAACCCACAUUUGCCGUUCGGUGGCGUGGGCGACAGCGGCAUGGGGUCGUACCACGGCAAGUUGCAGCUUCUUUGCGCUGAUCCUUGCGCUUCUGGGGUUCCCGAGGGAGAAGCGUUAGCUGAGUUGAGCUCCCUCCCUUCUCCAGUACAGCAUAGCAGGAUUGUUCAUGUUCAUGAGGGCGAUGUGGUGCACUUCUGCACUGUGAAGCGCCAGUGCGCGAGUGUGUUCAACAGGUGUAAAAUAUGGGACUAUCAUCGGAUUUCUGGAUGUAAUUUAAUUUUACAUAAAUAA